AUGCCAUCGCAGGAGCAGACAUCCACAUUGAUGGAACUCCCUCCAGUUCCAGUCAGCCAUGACAACUGGAUUGCACACGCUGCUGCCCAUCCGGAAGCAUCGCUGCGCGACUUGAUCACACCAUACAAGGAAUAUGAUUCUAAACUACGCGAGGUGUUCGCGCAGCAACCCGAUCAUCCGGCCAUUGCGACUCCUAACGUCCUUCCCAUAUUCGUAGGUCGCGAACAUGAACUUAAGAUACGCGCUCGCAACCUUGCCGAUGAAUCCAAGGUUGAGCGCCAACGGUAUCUUAUGCCCCUCAACAAGGCAGACCGCAAGUCGACUGGCUCUCCAGCAGUCGUGCAAUCACUCAGCGAGUUCCAGACUAACUUCCAGCUAUUUUCCGAGUCAUCUCUCGUUGACAUGGAUUGGUCCAAUGUGGUAGUCGCGGGUAGCGCCGUCGUGACCUCGUUGCUACCUGUCCCUGAGAAAUACAAUGGCUCGAAGCGCGCGCUGCGCGAGUAUUAUCACCAACAAUUAGCGCCAGCUUCCGAUGUCGACCUCUUUCUCUACAACCUCACCGAGGAACAAGCCGUUGAGAAGAUCAAGCAGAUUGAACAACGCAUCAAAGACUCAAUCCUGACCGAGACAACUACUGUCCGGACCAAGAACGCUAUCACUAUCGCUUCGCAGUAUCCGACUCGACACGUUCAGAUCGUCUUGCGGGUCUACAGAUCCAUCUCCGAGAUCCUUACAGGCUUCGAUGUUGACUGCUCCUGUGCUGCAUACGAUGGCAAGCAAGUCUACGCUAGCCCCCGCGCGCUCGCUGCAUACAUGACCCAGAUCAAUACCAUUGACUUAACGCGCCGCUCACCCUCGUACGAGAAUCGCUUGUCCAAGUAUGCACGCCGGGGAUUCGAAGUGUACUGGCCGCUCCUUGAUCGCUCGCGUAUUGAUCCGACGCUGUUCGAACGCUCAUUCGGUCGUACCCUCGGACUGGCCAGGCUACUGGUGCUUGAGAAAUUGCCAAAAAGCACCGAUCGUGACGCCUAUGUUGAUCAGCGUCGUGCUGAACGUGGCAGACCAGCCAUCAAUCGAUGGGCUACACAAAAGCUCCAUGGUGACAUCAAGCAACAGCAUGAUGAAGAUGUUGCUGAAUGGGUCGAAACCGACGAGAUUAGUGAUUACCAUACUUUCACCAUCCCAUACGGGCCAAAGUUUCACGCCCGGAAAAUCGAGAGGCUGUUGUACGCGAAGGACUUGUUACUAAACGCUGAAUGGAACAGACCCAAGGAGCGGGAAACUACGUUGCAUCGACACCCUGCUUUCUUUGGAAAUGCGACCGACGUAAUAGGAGACUGUUGUGGCUACUGUCCUAAGCCCACGACACCCGAGGACGAAGAGAUUGCGGAAGUAGAGGGCAAGGUCUACGUGUCAGGCACUUUGUCUUUCAUCAAAGACAAUCCUGGGCGGCAAGCAAUUGGUUCUUUCCAUCCUCUCACCGAUGACGACUGGACCGAGAUGGCAUACGUUGGUAACACGGCACGACUAUGUCAGGCUAUCGUCGAGGGAGAUCUCGAGCAUGUGCAGGAUUGGCUGAGCCAAGAGGAUGCUGAUCCCAAUCGACGAGACUACACCGGGCGCACCCCACUCCAUCUGGCGGUCACAACCUCAACCCCGCAGAUCGUUCAAGCUCUGAUCGAUGCAGGAGCUCGUAUUGUUGCUCGCCUCUUCGAUGGGAAGACUGCUCUCCAUCUUGCUGCUAUGCGCGGUGAAGUAGAGAUGGUCAGAGCUCUGCUUAUCAAGAGUGAGGCGAAUGAAGAGAUAGAAGCAGAGAAAGCCGCUCUCAAGAAGAAGACCCAGAAUGACCAGAAAGCUUCAAGUGGCACGCAUACCGCCGACCCCGAUGAGCAAAUGAACGAAGACAACAGUGAAGACGAGGACAUUGAUAUCCUUGACGAUGAGUCUGAGAACGCCGAUGCGACUACUGAAGGCUCUGUGAUCAAGAUUGAUAGCAAGAAGUCACAGGAUCAUGAGAACCUCCCAGACGAUGCGAAUGAUGAUGAGCCUGAUGUAUACGACGUCAACGUGCUUGCGUGGGACGCGCCCGUGUCUGCGCUCCAUCUAGCCAUUGCGAAUGGCCACACAGACGUUGUGAAAACCCUCGUCCAAGAGUUUGGGGCCGAUGUACUACUGCCGAUCAAGCUUGUCCAUGACUACAACAAGUCUCCGUGCGCAGCAAUUCUACCGUUGGUCCUCGCCUUGCAGCUCUCGCCCGAUAAAGCCAAGGAAAUGACUAGAAUGCUUAUCAGUCUCGGAGCAUCACCGGCUCAGGGCGAUCUGGACCAAGUUACGGCGUUGCACUACUUUGCUGCGCAUGGUGCCGACCUGCUCAACAUCAUGAUAUCGGCGAAUCGACCUGCAGCACAACAAGCUAUUAGUCACAUUUCCUUGAGUGGCUCUCGUUACGAUCCGUCCGCAACCAGUGUUUUGCAGGUAGCGAUCGAAAGUGGUGAUGCCGCUGGUGUAGACGCCCUUUUGGAGCUUGGGGCGAAGCCUGAGAUUGACUUUGCUGCCUACAUUGCUUCUGCGAAAAGCAAAUGGUCUUAUCUCGGCAAUGAUGCUGAAAGCAACCAGAGGAAGUUCAGACAAAGCAUCGAACAGCCUGUAUUUGCUGCAGUCCGUGCUGAUGCACCAUCAAUCGUAUUGACACUUCUUGAUGCCGGAGCAGAUAUCAACAGUCUCACCCCAAAAGCCUGGAGCGCGGUGGAAAAAAAGAACAAUUACCACGACGAUGAUACAGGCACUCUCUUGGAUAUUGUUCGUAUCACCUUAAGGAAGCUGCGUACGUUCGUUGAUCUGGGUAAAGUUGAUGGUCAAGACGGAUAUCUGUACUCUACAGGCUGGGUGGGCCGAUCUCGUUAUUACUACGGCAAUCGCAAUCGCUUCGCACCAGUACCUUUGAAAGAAGACGCUGAAUAUUUCCGAGAAUUCGAACCGGAUACCUACAGUCACUGGAUGGUAAGAAACCAGAUCGAAACCGCCAAGAAGACUUACGAACAAGACCUGAAGGGUCACGAAGAGUGGAAGGCGUCUGAGGAAGAACCCAAGGGUACAGAUGAGAAGAAGGCAGCUAUACAAUCUCUGCUGACCGAGCUUGAGACGUUAGAAGCUGAGCUGAUGAAACGAAACGCGAAGACCUUCAAAGAACUCCAUCCGGAUCUCGAACUUAAAGUACCUGGACCGAGCCAGUACGACUAUGGUAAUAGUUACAACCAGGACCCUCCAAAACCGUGGAAUCCGUUACUUACCUUCCGGCUUUCUGAUUUGACCGACGAACGACGAGUCGCUUACCUCAGGCUGUUUCAAGCAUGUUGGGUUGCCGACCUUCCGACCAUCAAGGAGCUUACCUUGACGAUCUGGGGGGAGAACCAGAGUCCUCUACAAGUCGCAGUCCAGGACUCACAAGAAUUCUCGCCAUUCUCUAUCGCGGUUCUGCGAAAGCAUUAUGGAAUCGCUCGAGCCAUCCUAGAAAUCGCACAUGCGCAAUAUGCACCCGAAGAGAAGCCAAUGGUCAAACACAGUCUACAGCCACGAGAUGAAGACAAUGAUAGCUGUGAUGGCGAGGACGAUUUCCAGAUCUAUGCUGAGAUUGUGGACGAUCAUUUCACUAUCGAGAACAUUGGAGAGGUGCAGAACCAGGUCAAAAGUAAUGUCACACCACUCCAACUGAUAUCGUGGAACUGCCCGGUGUUUGAUUUUCUCAACCAUGAUGAUACAUCAACGUCAGCAUGGCUUCCGCCCUCAGAACUCUCCAAUGGUCUUCGUAGCCAACGUUAUUCGGGCAGGCCUCGGACGAACGUUCGUACAAAUGGCGUACCGGAUUCGGCUCAGCAAGAUAUUCCCAAAGCCGAGAAACCAAGCAAUAUCUUUCAAUUCGCGAUAUACCUCGACGAUGCCAACUUACUACAGUUUCUGAUUGCCAGAGCCGAGGAGUACACGCAACACAGCAUCGAGGCUGAUGAGGAUACCGCUCCUAGGUUCUUCCAUUUCGAUGAAGUCGACUUCCUCUACGCGAUCCGCCUUGGCCGGACCCGCCUGCUGGAGAUCAUCAUCAAGAACACUGGAGCUGGCAUCCCUUUGGACGAUCUUGUCGAGAAGAGCGGUAUCGAGAUACCUGUGAAACCGAAGUACUAUCAGGGACUAUCGGUUCACGGGAGGAAGCGAGCGGAUUGGGCAAAUGAAGGGAGAGAGGUCCAGUCGAAAGCAGUUGGGGCGCAGCACCCGCCCUUACUUUAUGCUGCUUGGUACGGAAGCUUGGAGAGCGUUGAGUGGUUUUCAAGCGACACGGCUCUGUGCUGUUAUUCAGACUUUGCGGACAGCCAUCGAGACGAUAUUCGCAUUCAGAACUUGGCAAAGACUGAACGUGGCUUGCAGUCAUCCAUAACCAAGUGGCUCGACCUACGUUCACAUCUGCUGCUCCAUUCAGUGGUUCUCGGCAAGACGAACGAACAAUCUUUGAAUCUCCUCCGGCAUCUAUGUGAGAUCCACCCCAAGGCCCUCGAGCAUCGUUCUGCAAAUGGCAUGACACCCUUACAGCUUGCUUUUGCUUUGCAUCGUAUCGAGAUGGUGAGGGUCCUGCUGGAAGCUGGUGCUGAUCAAACCACACGCGAUAACACCGGAGCAAAUAUUGUCCACUCGAUCUUCAACAACAUCAAUCGACAGAACAAAGGUGUGGAACAGACCCGGGAGUUACUCGGGCUUAUAGAUGCUCGUCUUCUCUCCAGCUUGUUCACCGAGCGCACAACGGAUAUGCCUGGCGCAGCUACGCCUCUUGCGCGCUGGCUUCACGUUGCCUCCAUUGGAAGCUCAGUCGUGCCUUACAACGAAGAAGUCCUCAAGCUCAUACUCGAGUUCAGUAAGGGUGAAGACCUCAGCAUCGUGAAUGGCGAAGGCGAUACACCCAUCCACGCCAUCGUAAGACGCGGUGCCGACGCGCUCCUCCGCAUCAUGCUACAAUGUUGUCCUGGCCUUCUUUUCCGUGAGAAUGCAUCAGGACGUACGCCGUUCGAAAUGGCCGAGGACACAUACCUAGCUAAGCUAGUUUUCAGCAACCUUCCGUCUCUGUCGGCUUCGGGCCAUUUGCACUCCCACAGGGGACAUUAUCGUCGCGCUCGCGGGCAAACGAGGAGCAGCAUGCUUGUACGAGACCCAAAGACUUUCGUCGAAGAGCCCGACGACACUCGCUCAGGUAAGGAGAAGGUGUGGGAGGUCUGCAAAGAGUUUGCAAAAAAAAGUGAAGGACAGAAGAGACAGCUCGUUAGUCUGGUCGAAGCAAAUGAGGUCGCUAAAAGACUGGCGUUGCGAGAACGGAGUAGUUCUGCAAUGGAUGAGGAAGAUGACGAGGACGAGGACGAGGACGAGGAGGACGAAGAGCGUGUUGCAGGCGACGAGGUUAACGCCUGGUUUCAAGAGGCGAUCUAUGCAGAUCGCUAG
Messenger RNA from Alternaria atra, 5475 nucleotides. RefSeq lists its product as uncharacterized. Gene Ontology annotation, molecular function: protein binding. NCBI's taxonomy places the organism in Eukaryota, Fungi, Ascomycota, Dothideomycetes, Pleosporales, Pleosporaceae. The record is from RefSeq and is a predicted model, not a curated record. The transcript has a single exon. The coding region runs from base 1 to 5475 and encodes 1824 amino acids.